Molecule: messenger RNA, 1786 nt
Organism: Pungitius pungitius (ninespine stickleback)
Lineage: Eukaryota; Metazoa; Chordata; Actinopteri; Perciformes; Gasterosteidae
Gene: sdsl
Product: serine dehydratase-like
Exons: 9
Coding region: 181-1149 (322 amino acids)
Biological process (GO): L-threonine catabolic process; L-serine catabolic process
Molecular function (GO): threonine deaminase activity; pyridoxal phosphate binding; L-serine ammonia-lyase activity
Source: RefSeq, a predicted model, not a curated record
UGGUAGUGUUUCGCGAGCUGCUCGUGACUCUUGGGCUGCAUCGUGUAGCUAAGCACAACGUAGCGGACCACAAACUGUGGUUCCCUUUGUUACAAAUAAACAAACUUAGCAUUUCAAGUUCAACCGGACGUGUCCUCAAAACCUGCCAUUCCACGUUCACGUGAAUCCGCGGGGGGCAACAUGGCGAAGUCCUUCCACCUGAACACGCCUCUGCUGGAGAGCGCCGGCAUGUCCAAGCGCACCGGGACCCCCGUGUACCUGAAGAUGGAGAACUCGCAGCCCUCCGGCUCCUUCAAGAUCCGCGGCAUCGGACACCUCUGCCAGCAGCUCGCCGCAGAGUCCAAAGGAGUCGUCUGCUCUUCAGGCGGCAACGCGGGUAUGGCUGCAGCCUACGUGGCCAGACGAAUGAAUAUACCGGCAACCAUCGUGGUUCCCUCCUCGUCUCCUCGGCUGGUUCUUCAGGCACUCCGGGAUCAAGGCGCUACUGUCAAGACCGUAGGCAGGGUUUGGGACGAUGCCAAUGCCGAGGCUCUCAGGCUGCAGCGGACCGAAGGGCUCACCUACGUCCCUCCGUUUGAUCACCCGCUGCUCUGGCAGGGCCACGCCAGCGUGAUCGCCGAGGUCGCGGCGUCCCUGGGCCCCGGCGAGAAGCCCGGCGCCGUGCUGGUGUCCGUGGGCGGAGGCGGGCUCCUCUGUGGCGUCGUCCAGGGCCUGAGGGACGCGGGUUGGGCGGACGUGCCCGUCGUCGCCAUGGAGACGGCGGGGGCAGACUGUUUCAACGCCGCGGUCAAGGCGGGGAGGUUGGUCACCCUGGACGACAUCACCAGUGAGGCAAGGUGUCUCGGAGCGAAGACGGUGUGCAAGAAGGCUUUUGAAUACAGCCAGUGCAGCGAGCUCACCAUCAUCUCUGAACUGGUGACGGACCGGCAGGCUCUCCAAGCUGUGGAAACAUUCCUAGACGAGGAGCGCGUCCUGGUGGAGAUGGCGUGCGGCGCGGCGCUGGCAGCCGUCUACAGCGGGGUGGUGCGCAGGUUACAGGAUGAAGGUCGGCUGCCGGCUCUCUUGGGCCCCCUGGUGGUGAUUGUGUGCGGCGGCAGCAGCAUCGACAUGGAGCAGCUGACCCACCUCAAGAACAAGCUGCAGGCCUAAAGUGUCAGCAACAGUUCAGUGAAUGAUGGAGCGGAACAAUGAUGAUUAAAACUAAGAACUGCAGUUCUUCUAUCUAGUCUAGAGGCAAAUCUGUGAUUUACAAUGUUGGUACCUAAGAAAUGUGGUGCUAUUCUAUUAAGUGUCCCUGAGCAAGACACCUAACCCCUAAUUGCUCCCCAGGCAAAGAUGUAAUGCACGGGUUGUAAUGCAAUGUAAGUCGCUUUGGAUAAAAGCGUCAGCUAAAUAACAUGCAAUGUAAUUAUUGUGGUGUCAUUCUUAGGUUGCAUAAAAUGUGAAAAUGCAAUGAUAUUUCUUAAGUUACGAGCUAAUGAUAUAGUUAUUGAGGUGUGAAUGUGGUUAACGUGCUCAGUCAAACUCCGGCCUUUCCCCACACGGGGGUGUCCCUGCUCACUUUCACAGAGUCCAAACAAUUCAGCACCUUUUGUGCUGAAUUGUUUUGUGACACUUUCACCAACACAUGACAUUUUUCAGCUCAGUCAAUCUGUGUUGGGUGUAGGAAGUUAUCGCCAUGGAAACCGCUUCUCACUGUUCUGUCUGCAUCAGAGAGACGUCAAAGGAAAGUGUUUCAUUCAACAACACGCUUGUAAGUCUGUUUUCAUGAAAUUCCGUCAAGAUG